Molecule: messenger RNA, 3247 nt
Organism: Anopheles cruzii
Lineage: Eukaryota; Metazoa; Arthropoda; Insecta; Diptera; Culicidae
Gene: Ube2g1
Product: ubiquitin-conjugating enzyme E2 G1
Exons: 4
Coding region: 1-558 (185 amino acids)
Biological process (GO): protein polyubiquitination; proteasome-mediated ubiquitin-dependent protein catabolic process
Molecular function (GO): ubiquitin conjugating enzyme activity
Source: RefSeq, a predicted model, not a curated record
AUGAUGCGCUUCGUCUGCACGACGUACUUCUGCGUUCGGCCAGGGCUACCAAUUGCACCGCGUGAAACAGUUCGAGUCCGACAGCUCCUAGCAAAGUAUAAACUGAGCAAAAAUCCUGUUGAAGGAUUUUCGGCCGGUUUAAUCGAUGAUAAUGAUAUCUUUCGAUGGGAAGUGUUAAUUAUCGGACCUCCAGAUACGCUGUAUGAGGGUGGUUUUUUCAAGGCACAUUUGCACUUUCCCAAAGAGUACCCGCUAAGGCCGCCGCGCAUGAAGUUUGUCACAGAAAUCUGGCACCCAAACAUCGACCGCAAUGGUGAUGUGUGCAUAAGCAUCCUACACGAGCCGGGCGACGACAAGUGGGGCUACGAGAAAGCGUCGGAACGCUGGCUGCCCGUGCACACCGUCGAAACAAUCCUGAUAUCGGUCAUAUCGAUGUUGGCCGAUCCGAACGAUGAAUCACCGGCCAACGUGGACGCGGCGAAGGAAUGGCGAGAGGCGUAUCCCGAAUUUAAACGAAAGGUAGCGCGAUGUGUUCGAAAGAGUCAGGAAGAUUGUUAGUAGGAUUUAUAAUGCUUUUUUUAAAAUUGUCUUAUAUUUAUUGAUUAAUUAUUGUACGAUUACACUUACCUUAAAUGAACGAAAGAAAAUCAUGGAAGUGCAUCUAAACAGCCGUUAUCUCGUCUACCACCACUGUAUCUAUCCUUCUUAUAUACUACGACUAUUACUAGAACUGCUACGGCAACGACACCGGUCGCUCUUAGCUAUCUGUGGUUGAGUGCGGAGAUUGGUUGGGAACACGGUUAUUAGUUAGAAAUGGAAUGGCAAUGAGAACAAAGCCACGGAGCGCCUAGCCACUACGCUAUACAAGGGAGAGAAACCGCGGUGGGUUUGAUGGAAGAUGGCUGAACAGAUAAACGAACGAUGGCGCUUCAGAGUGCAAUAGCUAUGCCACCGACCGCUACUACUGCUAAAUUUGGAUUAUUGUGGGUCUGUGAUCGUAAAGUAGAACCUUUAACGAAUCGAUUUACUUAGAAAACUAAGAACCGUCGGCUAAACGAAAAAAAGGCGUAUCCUGUGGGGGAGGCCACCAGACAUGGUUCGUUUUCACCAAAAUGAAACGAUUGCAGCAGAGCGAUUGCUUCUGUUGUCGAGGCACGAGGAUUCCAUGUGCUCGUUUUACAAUACAAAGUCAGUUUUUCAGUCUUAGUUGACUGGAAAAUAAUAAGAACCGACUGAAUGCUACCUGUAAAGGUGGCAUAAUUACGAUGGUCGAUUUAGCUCAGGCGCCAAAUAGGAAGUGACCAAACACCAGGGCAACGCAAACUUUUGUUUUUCGCUUCCUUGCAACGUGAUUUUGCUUAGGUAAAUGUCCGCCGUUAUUUUGUUGCCAAUUUAUCUACCGUCAAAUCACUUCUGAGCCACAAGUUUCAAACAACAAAACAAGUUUGAAAUUUAGGUAAACAACUUGAUAUGCAAGCACGCCUAUCACAAGUAACAACUAAAAUGGAUUGUCUUUUAGCCCAGAAUGAGAUUUGAUUUUAUGAAAGCUAGGAACGUUCAACUGCAUUCAAUCAAGAAUCUAAAAAGGUCCUAGCAAAUUUGUAGCGCCAACAUAAAAUGGGCUAUCAAAGAUAAAGAAACAUCCGAAAACAGCGCCGAAAGUCUGCAGCGGGAUGUUACGCUUUACACAGGGAUCGAUGCGACAAGAAGAAGUCGAUUCGUGUGAGAGGAUUGUUUCCGUUUGCGCAAUCAUUAUGGUCAUGGAUUAGCAUGAGCAAGAUGAGUAUGUUUGAAAAACUCAGGAACCUAAAUUUUUACAUUUACUCAAAUACCGUGCAUGGCGAAGCUACGCGAAAAAAGCAUUAAUAAAAACUAAAACAUAAAAAAAACAAGUAUCGGCGAUUCGAUAAAAGCAGAAAAUGACCCAAUAACGUUGACCAAAAGCCUGGUAUGGGCUUAUACCGUACCAUUACCAUCGGGGCAAACUAGUCGAGUGCAAGACGCUCCGCUUUUCUAUUUGCAUCUCCUGUUUUGCCACUGCACUCGAGUACAGAUCACACAGUGAUCUCAUGCGUGACUCUCAAUCCAUAGAUCGGAUUCAUCUACGACUAAUAGUGUAAUUUAUGUAAACACUUUUGUAUGAUUUUCUUCGAACUGUAACUGCUGAUGAUUGGACACUGUUGCUGCAGAGCUCAAGACAAGAUACACACGUCGUACACAUGUUUCCAUGAUGAGCCAAUUUUAGUCGCUCAAUUGUGUAAAUAGCAAAAGUUUAGUAAAGCUUCUUUUAUCCUUGAUUUACUAUAUUACGCGUAUAAUAUAACCAAUGGUAAUUAUUAGGCAAAGGAAUGUCAGUAAAAUAUUAGAACACAAGGAUCAAUGAUCUUAAACCGGAGCUGAUCUUCGCAUUCACGGUAAGGCGACUCAGUAAAUAUGCAAAUGGAUAACAUCGGUAAAUAGGUAACUGGUUGUGAAAAUCAAUCGGUGCCUGUGUGCAGUGUGUACGCUUCGUGGAAGAUAUGUACGAACGAAAGAAAGUUAGCGAAAGGGAGGUUAGAAAAUUGGAACCAUUUUCUAACACAAUAAAACACGACUGACAAGCAACGACACGUGGCCAACCGUGAAAAAUGAUAAUCGUCUGUGUGCGUAUGAUUCCUGUUGCAUCAAGGAUGGCUACGGGAUAACGAGAACGGAUCGGCAAAACUUGUUUCUGAAAAGAUAACAAUUGAGAUUGAAUAUAGCAUAAUGUGUGCAGCAGCAGCUGAUGAGGGUCGAGGUACGCGUGACAUUGUCACCAGUAAUUAAUGUUUGAGGCGACUAAAUACCGUUUAAACACUAUGCGUUGGCAUAGUAAAAGACAACGUAGAUAGGUUUAGGGCAAGGGAAAGAGAGAUGCGUUGCGGCACGUUCCUGAAGGCAUCAAAGGUCGCUUGAAAUGAACCACACUAGUUAGAGAUCAGGAAGGAGUCACAGAUUUGGUCUGAUGCAUGUGGCAGACUUUGUCUGGUGCCUGCAUAAUGAACAAUAUUCCUUUUAGCUCUACAAUACCUUGUUUUUAGCGCGAUAUUGUCUCGGCAGAAACUACUUUCCAUUUCUUAUCCUACCUUCGCACAGUUGUGGUCGAAGGAACCGUAAUCCAGGAAGAAGCAUAAUGGGAAGAACACCGAAAGAUCAACCAAUUGAGAUGCACAAGGCGGACAAGUGAGAACAUUGAAACACAAUACAAAUAAAGAAGGGCUAUAGCUGG